GCCGCAUUGCAAUCAACCCAUGCAUGUGUCAUUCAUCUCACUCCCUGUGAGCACGAUGCGAGAGUCGAACCGAUUCACACGUCGAAACACAGCUCUCUUACUAAAAAAGGCAUGCAUGGCACACGCGAUGACACACACAUCCCAUGCUCGCGUGUCUGAAAGGAUCGGUCGGGACCACGCGAGCAUUCUCCACGUCUGUCUUCUCAGCCGAUAUGAGUGCACCGGUGGUACAGACGUUGACACAAGCGGAUUAACCACACGGAUCCCCUCGAGUACCAAUACAGCAAUCAGACAGAGACCCACGUUGCUAGCCACAGCAUAUAUCAGCUGCCGUUGAGCUGCGAGGAUGGAUCGAGCUUGUCCAAGAUGUGAAGAUUGUGGAUCUUCUUGCGACCCCUGCACACACACAUCCAUGCCAUGGAUGCCGAUCCGAUGCCAAAUGACUGCCGCGUGCAGAGCAGAGAGACAAGCCAGCCUCUGUGUUCUCUGGUGCUGUGCUGACUGACUUGAGGAGGUUCUCAGGUCCGCCCCGCUUCCGCUUGCCCGUGGCCGCCUCCUCCCUGUUGAGUGAGUGAUAAAUCACGCGCACACGGUGUGGUGAGAUACGAAUUAACACAAAUCACACGCGUAUGCAUACGCCAGCAAAGAGGCCAGCGAGCAUACCUCUGUGGCAUGACAGCAGGUCCCAGCCGCACUCCCAGAUCACGCGUCACGACAUCCCACGAGGCAGGCUUCGACUGCAAACACACACACACCCCAAGACAGCAAUCCGUGCGACUGACUCAUCCGUGCGACUGACUCAAUGUGCGUGGCCGUGCGUCUGUCUGAUGCUGACUGACCUCCUUCCACAAGGUUUUGAUGUCGUCGUCGACCUUGCUGCUCUCCACCACCUCCUCCGCCCGGGGAAAGAGGCGGAUGCCGUUGAGCUUCAUGCAGUUGGGGCACCUGUUGCCGUAGAGGGGACACCCGCCGCCCGCCCCCGACCUGCCUUGGCCUGGAUUCUCCUUGCACUUGAGUUUGGUCUGCUCGUUGGACUUGCGGAUGGCGCGUACCUUCCUCUCCCGCAGGAACUGGUUGAUCCACUGCUCCACCUCUGGCCGCACCUCGGUGAGGUCAUCGCUGACGGCGAUGCCGUUGUCGCUCUGGUUAAUGAGGUUCAGGAGGUCCUCCUGCGUCUUGACGUGAGGGUAAGGGCUCGUGUAGCUGUAGAGCCGCGUGCCGGCAUCAUAUUUGAUCUUGGGGUUGGUCGUCAUCUGCUGCAGCAGCGCCGUGUGGGUGCUGAUCUUCUCGCCGAUGCGCUGCUCGAGGUCUGAGAGCUUCAGUGGCCGCUUCUCCCUCUUGAGCUCCUCGAUGAUCUUCAUCAAGAGGAAGCCAAUGGCCUUCUGCGACGAACGGUCAGCCGCUGGCGACGGAGAGGGAGAGCUUCGAGCAUCCCUCUUGCUCGACAUGAUGGUUGCCACGCAAAGUCUCUUC
Molecule: messenger RNA, 1473 nt
Organism: Vitrella brassicaformis
Lineage: Eukaryota; Vitrellaceae
Source: the annotation of a GenBank genome assembly